This is a messenger RNA of Quercus lobata, 1264 nucleotides long. Its product is annotated as Pentapeptide repeat-containing protein. NCBI's taxonomy places the organism in Eukaryota, Viridiplantae, Streptophyta, Magnoliopsida, Fagales, Fagaceae. The transcript is spliced from 7 exons. The record is from RefSeq and is a predicted model, not a curated record. The coding region runs from base 151 to 969 and encodes 272 amino acids.
AUGUGUGCUCAUCUCAACCAAUCCUCUGCUUGCAAAACAACUGGUUGCAGGGAAAGGAACAUCUCACAUGUGAGUUAAUCCAAAACCAAUUAUCACACGCCCUUUACAUCACUCUGUCUUGCAUCUUUUGCAGAACAUAAGAAAACCGUAAUGGCAUUCUCUAUCUCCCCAUUAUCCAUAAAAUCCCUUAGCAUUUCAUCAUCAGAUUCAAAGGUUGCAAAUUCCCAGCAGUCCCUCUCAAAGCCUUUUGCCAUAGUCAGUCAGAUAGACCCAAAGAAAAAAGACUUUUCACGGUACUCGAUUGCCAACCCAGAAUCAAAGAAAUGGAGGAAAGUUGUUUCCACUGCACUGGCAGCUGCAAUUAUUACCUUCAGCUCCAACAUGUCUGCUCUUGCUGAUCUCAACAAGUUUGAGGCAGCUACUCGUGGUGAGUUUGGGAUAGGCUCAGCAGCUCAAUUUGGUUCUGCGGACCUCAGGAAAGCUGUACAUGUGAACGAAAAUUUCAGAAGAGCCAAUUUCACAGCUGCUGAUAUGAGGGAAUCUGAUUUUAGUGGUUCCACAUUCAAUGGUGCAUACCUUGAGAAAGCAGUUGCAUACAAGGCAAAUUUUACAGGUGCGGAUUUGAGUGACACGCUGAUGGACCGCAUGGUGUUAAAUGAAGCUAAUCUGACAAAUGCCGUGCUGGCUAGAACGGUUCUGACCCGCAGUGACCUUGGGGGUGCCCUCAUUGAAGGUGCUGAUUUUAGUGAUGCUGUUUUGGACCUUCCACAAAAGCAGGCUCUUUGCAAGUAUGCAAGUGGCACAAAUCCUGUUACGGGGGUUAGCACCAGAGUAAGCUUAGGUUGUGGGAACAGUCGACGCAAUGCUUACGGUACCCCAUCUUCUCCUCUAUUAAGUGCUCCACCAGAGAAGUUGCUCAAUAAGGAUGGUUUUUGUGAUGAAGCCACUGGUCUUUGUGAUGCAAAAUAAUGUCAAGAUACAGUCGUUAGAGGGAAUGACAUUCAUUUAGCUGAACAAAGAUCCAUGUGGGAUACUAAAAUAACAAAAAAAAAAUCAGUACAGAAUUAAACUUCUUAAUUCCAUAACUUUGUAAAACAUAUGGAACAAGAUGGUGAAUUCAUUUGUAUGAAUUUUUGAAAAAUUAUGUUUAAAACAGUUUUGUCUAAUUGCUCCAUAAUUGCCAUACUUUGUAUGUGCUAAUGCCAUCUUUGUUCUGUAAAGUGAGAAACGAUGAAAAACAAAGUGCAAGUUCACAUUGUUGAUA